AUGAGUAGCAAAAGGCAUUUGAGAAGAUUGAUAAAAGCUGAAAAGGAAAAGUACUUAGAAAAAUUGCUGUCCGUGGGAAAAGAAAGUGCUAACAGUUCAGAGAUAAGUGAAAUGGAAACAGAAUUAGAAGAGGCGUUAGUACAAAUUGAAUUAGUUAACGAUAAUGCCGAAUCGCCGUUGUUGCCCAGCAGCAACAAAGAUAACAACAAGCCGUCGGAAGCAAAUAAUAAUAUUAAUAACAACAACAACAACAAUAGCAUUAACACUAACAAUAACGCCAUACCUAAUCACAUAUCAGCGAAAGCACACCCACACAAUUACACAGCCGUCGAUACCACCGCAAGCUCACCGUUUCAUCAAAGCCACACCAACAAUCACAAUCCCAGCGAACAAACGUCAACAACAAACAAACGUUAUCUCAACACGCUUGUGCCCAGCUCAGCGUCGCCCACUUCAUCUGGGCCGAGCAUUUACGGCACACCGGCCAGCGAAUGUCGACGUCGUAGUUCGGUAGCAUCUUUGCAGCUAUUUGAUGGCAAUACGGUGACGAUAACCACCACCACAUCGACAACACUUGAUGGUAGUGGCCAAACGGAGGAGAGUAUUAUAGAUUUGGAUGAUAACGAGUACAGUACGGAGGACACGGACGAUAUCUACAGUGAACCGAACAAUAAUAACUAUUCCACACCCACCUCAGCGGCAUUGUACAGCAACUAUCAAUACACACAAAACGCAACACCAACACACACACACCAGUACAACUUAUACCCGAGAGACUUCUUCUCCAGCCUCGAGGGCGAACGUCCGCCACAAAGCACGAAAAUGAAGACCAAAGUCGAUGCCGUUGGACGCAUAACCGGCGAAUGGGGACGCUGGCAAUUGCGCGCUGUUUUACUGAUAUUUCUCUGUAAGAUCCCAUCAUCAUGGUUUAUGGCUUGCAUUAUUUUUACAGCACCCGCACCGCGUCAUGGUGAAUUCUUUUGCAAGCCACCGAAUACGGUGGGUGCCCGCAACGAAACACUCUGGAUAAAGGUGUCACAUCCGCAGAAGGAGGAGGUUGACGAUCAGGAAUUUACUAUAGACUUUUGUAAUAUAUACCAGGAUGCACAAGAGCAUGCGCAUCACUAUUAUCGCUAUGAACAGCCCGAACUGGAACCGCGCGUAUGGGAGGAGCCGACUUCGCGCAAUUCGAAUAUCAUCCCAUGCCAGCAGUUCGAGCAUAGGGCCGAAUAUCAUUCGGUAGUGACGCAAUAUGAUUUAGUGUGCUCGCGUGACAUACUGGUAUCGGUAACGCAAUUCUUCCACUUAUUUGGCGUACUCACCGGCGGUAUAUUGGCAAAUCAUCUGCUCAAGUACUUCAGUCCAAGGAAUGUGAUGCUCUUUGGCAUGGUGACGCAGAUCUUCUGUGGUAACCUGACCGGACUUGUGGCCUCUUACGAGUUGCACGUCUUCUUUCGGUGCUUAUCGGCAAUCUGUUGCUGCCAAAUGUAUACGGCGGGCGGCAUGAUAAUGGCCGAUAUAACAGGCGGUGUUUACAAGACUUGUGUUUCGACACUUUUCGAACAAUUUUGGUCAGUCGGUGUUAUACUUUUACCAGGCGUAGCGAGCUUCUUCUCCAGCUGGUCGCACCUCUAUAUGGCCAUCUCGUGGCCAACUGUGAUACUCAUCUACCUGUGGCGUUGGAUACCUGAUUCACCACGUUGGAUGAUACAGCGUGGUCGGGUAUUGGAUGCUAAGAAUAUACUACUGCAAUGCGCUGAGGUGAAUGGCACACGCUAUGGGCUUCCUCACGAUAUCGACCAGCAGCUAGAACUGCAAGCGCAAACCGCUAUGGAUGCGCCACCACCGCCGGGUUGGUGGUCGAUUUGGAAGGGUGACAAGGUGGUGCGUAAUUUGAUUUGCGUACAUUUGGCCUGGUCCAUCUACAUUAUAGUCUACUACGGUAUGUUGCUGAACAUACGCUCAUUUAGUCGCGAGCAUCUUGAGGUGAAUACGGCGGUGGCGGGUUUGAGCGAGAUUAUCGGUACAUUUAUCGGUCUCUUCCUCAUACUAAAAACGACACGUAAAUGGUUAUGGACGGGAUUAUUCAAUGUAAUUGCGGGUCUAAUUGCAUAUUUAGGAUGGCUUGUACCAGCGGAUUUAUCCUUCGAUGUCCGCGUUGCUCUGCUCAUGCUCACGGCCAUGAUCUCUAAGGCCGCCAUCUCCACUACACUUUCUAUACUCACCACAUGCACUGUUGAGCUAGUUAGCGGUGAAAAGAAAAAGAUCGCUGCCUUCUCCGCCAUCUGUUGGGCACGUUUUUGGCUGUUGGGCGCACCAUUUAUUGGCGCUACUGUGGUCUUUGGCAUGAUGGUGCCGCAGACAGCAUUCGCGUCACUUGCAAUUGUUGGUGGUGUUUUAACCGCCCUUAUAACAAGUCCACGCACGAUUAGCAAACAGCAUACCACACUUGGCGACAGCAACCGGGCGACUGCGACACAAGUAGAAGGUAUCGAUAAUAAGGCCUUUACAACGGGAUCAACACCCAACCGUCCCAUAUUUACCAGUAUUACAAAACUGGCGGGACCGAACUCUAAUUUGCCACCACAAAUGAUGCCGGGUAUUUGGACGACGAAACAACACGAAGACAGUCCGCCAGUCUGAGUUGGCCGAAUGGUGAUAAUUA
Rhagoletis pomonella (apple maggot) is the source of this 2665-nucleotide messenger RNA. RefSeq names its product solute carrier family 22 member 3-like. Gene Ontology annotation, molecular function: transmembrane transporter activity. Gene Ontology annotation, biological process: transmembrane transport. Bases 1 to 2643 code for a protein of 880 amino acids. The record is from RefSeq and is a predicted model, not a curated record. Lineage: Eukaryota; Metazoa; Arthropoda; Insecta; Diptera; Tephritidae. The transcript has 6 exons.